CAUGACGGCACUCGUCCUGAUCGUGAGUGGUAUCGCAGUCAUCCUGGCGUCACUCAUCAUGAUCUGCUACUGCAUGGCUCGCCUUCGGACUCAGCUACAGAGGGCCCUGGAAGAGGAGCGUGCCUACCGGAGCCGCAAAGUGGACUCGUGGUCCGAGGGCCCAUACAGCGAGUUCGUGGACACGUAUGGCUCCAUGAUACCCAGGCAGCCGCUAUUGUCCAGCGUCUACCAGAGCGGGGACCAGGCAGGACCUUACGCGAGACGUCUGUCCAGCAUGCCACGAGCUGUUUCUUACACGCAGUGAUUUACGUCCAAUUUUU
This is a messenger RNA of Rhipicephalus sanguineus (brown dog tick), 320 nucleotides long. RefSeq lists its product as uncharacterized. The record is from RefSeq and is a predicted model, not a curated record. NCBI's taxonomy places the organism in Eukaryota, Metazoa, Arthropoda, Arachnida, Ixodida, Ixodidae. Bases 2 to 304 code for a protein of 100 amino acids. The transcript has 2 exons.